This is a messenger RNA of Phytophthora sojae, 542 nucleotides long. RefSeq lists its product as hypothetical. Bases 14 to 361 code for a protein of 115 amino acids. The transcript has 2 exons. NCBI's taxonomy places the organism in Eukaryota, Oomycota, Peronosporomycetes, Peronosporales, Peronosporaceae. The record is from RefSeq and is a predicted model, not a curated record.
CUUGACCAGCGUCAUGGACGGCAGGGAGGUCGAGCGCGAGCGGCCGGAGCUGCACGACCCGCACGUGCCGCGCUUCCCCGUGAUCUACAAGGAGCCGACCUUCCGGCAGGUGCGCGACAACGUGAGCCAGGCCGACCUCGUCCAGAGCGCGGCGCUGGGCGUCGCGUCCUUCCCGCUCGGCUACAUCGUUGCCCGCCAGUUGGACCGCAGCUUGGCGCGUCCAGGCAUGUGGUUCACGGGCAUCAUCGGCACGGUGGGCGGCGCCAUGCUGGCGUACCAGAACUCGUCGCUGCGUCUGCAGGGGUUCGGCCGCAACGACGACGAGGUGGCCCGCUACCAGCCUGCCAAGAGCGAAGAGUGAACGUCUCCACGAAGUAAUACAUGAGCAGAGAUUUGAUAGAGUUUGUGUGCACAGUGCAGGUAUGCAGCUGCAUGCCUUAGCUGCGCGCAGGGAACUUCACUUGGGGCGAGCAUUUCAGGCGUGGAGAGAGGAACCGCGACAGCUAGAAGUCAACGAUACGAUGGUCGCGUGUGCAAUAUAU